GGUCAGUCUCUCCAGCGUCCCGGUUCUAACAGGUCGGAGCUUGCCCUGCCAAGGGCCGAUCAGGGCAGCCCGGAACUGUGUUUUGGGACUUCCUGACUCAGGUGCGGCGCCCCUCGCCCGCGUCCCCGCCAUGGAGGUGCUGCGGCGCUCCUCGGUCCUCGCCGCCGAGAUCAUGGACGCCUUUGACCGCUCGCCCACCGACAAGGAGCUGGUGGCCCAGGCCAAGGCGCUGGGCAGGGAGUUCGUGCACGCGCGGCUGCUGCGCGCCGGCCUCGCCUGGAGCGCGCCCGAGCGCGCCGGGCUGGUCCCCGGAGGCCGCCUGGCGGAGGUGUGCGCGGUGCUGCUGCGCUUGGGGGACGAGCUGGAGCUGAUCCGGCCCAGCGUGUACCGCAACGUGGCGCGGCAGCUGCACCUGCCCCUGCAGUCCGAGCCCGUGGUGACCGACGCCUUCCUGGCCGUGGCCGGCCACAUCUUCUCUGCAGGCAUCACGUGGGGCAAGGUGGUGUCCCUGUACGCGGUGGCCGCCGGGCUGGCCGAGGACUGCGUGCGGCAGGCCCAGCCAGCCAUGGUGCACGCACUCGUCGACUGCCUGGGAGAGUUUGUGCGCAAGACGCUGGCGACCUGGCUGCGGAGGCGCGGCGGAUGGACGGACGUCCUCAAGUGCGUGGUCAGCACGGACCCCGGGCUCCGCUCCCACUGGCUGGUGGCCGGGCUCUGCAGCGCCUGCCGCUUCCUGAGGGCCGCCUUCUUCAUGCUGCUGCCCGAGAGAUGAGCCGCCGCCGGGCAGCGGCCGCAGCCUGGCCUGCCGGGCCCAACGCAGGGGCCCUUAGCGCCCGGAAAACACCUCCCUGCUCCCCCAAGCGAGCGGGGCCGGCCGGCCAGUGGAGCCCCGCCCUGAGCCCCCUCCCCGCAGACCCAGGCCCUCCGGGAGGGUGAGUGGGGAGGGCCCGAGCCAGCUACGGCCCUCCCCGCCACCCUUCUCCUGGAAGCCUGUGUCUUCCCUUCUUCCGUGACAAGAGUCACGGCCAACUCCCAGGCCCCAAAGGCACGCACGCUCUCGCUGGACGCCCUGGGGUCCCCUCCCAGGAGCGGGGCUGUCUCAGGACGCGAGUCUUCACGGCCUGCGCGUCCCGUCUGAAGGUGACUCUGGUCUGGCCAAAGCUGGGGAAGCCGCGGGGACGUCCUGACCCGGGAAACAGAGCAGCGGGCUCGGGUGCUGGCUGCGUGAUCCGUCUCUGAGGGAGAAGGUGUCCCAUGCCUGGGGCAGGUCCUUGUGUGGCGGGGACCAGGGCCAGGCGGCUGACGCACCUGACAGUGAACGCACCACCGUGAGGAGGAGGGCGAGUCUGCACGGGUCAGAUGGCGGGAGGGUGACCCCAGUGGCCGGCCUUGCGCCCAUUCUCACGACCACGCGGGGACCUGUCAGGGUCCCCUGAGGAGGGACAACGGGGAAGCCCAUCCCUUCAGCUAGCGCUGGAGGCCCGAGGGUCCCUGUCCACACGCACACGAGGCGUCCCCCGGGCCCCAGCAGCCAGCGCGGCAGGCGCCCAGGAGACCCAUCAGGGGAGAACAGGCCUGGCCCAGCAGCCUGCCCGCCCCGGACGGCCCAUCCGAGCCCGCCCUGCCAGGCGAGGGCCGGGGUCGGCCGCGUGCUGGGACAGCCAGGGCCCCAGCCACAGGGCCCGCUGGAGGGCAGAGGCUGGUAAUAAACUCUUAGACAGUGUCUCUCACUAUGUUA
This is a messenger RNA of Microcebus murinus (gray mouse lemur), 1738 nucleotides long. Lineage: Eukaryota; Metazoa; Chordata; Mammalia; Primates; Cheirogaleidae. The record is from RefSeq and is a predicted model, not a curated record.